Molecule: messenger RNA, 759 nt
Organism: Darwinula stevensoni
Lineage: Eukaryota; Metazoa; Arthropoda; Ostracoda; Podocopida; Darwinulidae
Source: the annotation of a GenBank genome assembly
AUGAGCCGAUACGCGGACGAGCCUUGUCUAUCCUUGGAGGCGUAUGCAGGACUAUCCCAAGUUUUCACCCGAUUGGGAGACUUCGAGCGGGGUCUCCAGUUGGCCCAGAAGGGAGUGAGCAUAUCGUCAAGUUUCCAGAUCUGUGAUCUCCGUACCACAUAUACACGGCUCGCCUUGCUUCAUCUGGUUCUUCCUCUCCGUAAACUACAGCACCUCGGCGUUGCCUUGGCCCUCUGCAAGGAUGUUUUGAAGAUGUGUUACUAUGCUGGAGACGUCUAUCUCCUCACCAGAUGCCUUAUUUGCUUGGGGGAUGUCUACCGUCAUGCUUUCGAUCACACGGGGUUGGAGAGGGCGAUCCAUUGUCAUAUGGAAUCGGCAUACGAGGAACUGGGCGACAAGGCUGGUCAAAAGGAGCAGGUGUGUCGACGCCUUGGAUUGGAGAAAGACUUGGAAAUGGCCUGUGGUUUUUGCAAUCAGCCAUUCCUUGCCCCUUCCAAACUCCUGGCUUUGCCCUGUUCUCAUCUCUUUCACUCCAAAUGCGUGAGGGAGAAGAUGCUUGACGAUAAAGACGUCGAUGACGAUGUCGAUGACGAAGGGAGCAUGAAGAAGGGACCGUGUCCGGAGUGCGGGCAAAGCGUCAGUACGAGGUCAAGACCGUCUUCGAUCGGCUAUGAGGAAGCCAGAGCCUUCUCAGUCUCACCCCCGACACUGGAGGAUCAUGCUUCCAGCUCGUUCAUUCCUCCCAACGUUUCUCUCUAA